AUGAGCGCCUACCCACCAGGCGCCACCCCGGGAACAACAAUGCACUUCAGCAGCCCUCAAGAGCCGAUGAGCAAACGCGCCCGAAUGAGCUUCAUGCUCAUCUCCGCCCUGCGCUUCCUCCAAUUCGUCUUCGGGCUCACCGUCAUCGGCCUGUACGGCAGAGACGUGCACCACGAUCACUCGGAGAAACACAUCUGGCGCUCGCAGUGGGUCUACGCGCUCGUCACGGGCUUCCUGGCGACCGUGACAGCGGGCGUUCACCUCGUCAAGCCGUUCCUGAUGCGGCGGGUGAAGAAUGCCGCUGGUCUCAACGUGGGCUUGCUGUUGCCGCAGUUUGCGUGGGAGUUUGUCCUGGCUGUGCUUUGGUUGGCGCUUUUCGGAGUCUUUGGGAAGAUGUAUAUUGGUGUGUAUGCUGUUGAAUCUAGUUCUAGUUCGAGUUCUGGAUCGGGGUCGGGGAAGAGGGAUGAGGCUGUUGCUUCGAGUGCGACUUCUAGUCUUGGUGAUGCGGAUAAAAUUACUCGCAUGCGCCAUGCUGUCUGGAUUGAUGUUGUUAAUCUUCUUUUCUGGGUUGUGACUUCGUCUUGGGUUUUGAUGCGCUGGUUGCAGAGUCGUCGGGCUGCCGCUACCGAGGAUGUUGUUGAUGAUGUUGAGAAGGGGGAUGAGAAUAAGUUUUAG
Penicillium nucicola is the source of this 675-nucleotide messenger RNA. Its product is annotated as MARVEL domain-containing protein. The record is from RefSeq and is a predicted model, not a curated record. Gene Ontology annotation, cellular component: membrane. The coding region runs from base 1 to 675 and encodes 224 amino acids. NCBI's taxonomy places the organism in Eukaryota, Fungi, Ascomycota, Eurotiomycetes, Eurotiales, Aspergillaceae. The transcript has a single exon.